Molecule: messenger RNA, 4247 nt
Organism: Phanerochaete carnosa HHB-10118-sp
Lineage: Eukaryota; Fungi; Basidiomycota; Agaricomycetes; Polyporales; Phanerochaetaceae
Exons: 19
Coding region: 32-4153 (1373 amino acids)
Biological process (GO): tRNA wobble base 5-methoxycarbonylmethyl-2-thiouridinylation
Cellular component (GO): cytosol; elongator holoenzyme complex
Molecular function (GO): tRNA binding
Source: RefSeq, a predicted model, not a curated record
CGCUCUUCCCACAGUCAUAUCCACCACCAAAAUGCGAAACCUGUCUCUCCUCCGAACGUCCCACAUCCCGCUGCCGGAAGGCUUGCCCUCAUCAAGCUCCAUCGCUGCAGUAACUCUCGACUUGGACGAAGACGUGACGUACGUCGCGGUCGAACGGCAGACACCGGAUGCGGACGUCGAGGUUGAGGUCUGGAAAGUGGGCGGCGCGGCGAAGUGGGAGAGCGAGCUGCUUGGGGACAUGACUCUCGUUACCACUGCGAGGUUUCAGAGCUACCUGGCCUCGAACCCGUGGUCGACGUCGACAAAGCCGUCGGAAGUUGUCUCUUUCAAGUUGCUGCCGGACACAAGGACGCUCGUCCUUAUCAUGAGGGGAGGAGACAUCGCGACUGGGCUUCCGGACGAGGAUAUGUCUGUGAUGGACGCUGUAGGAAACGUCGAAGCCGGAAUCCAAGCUGCAUCCUGGAGCCCCGACGACUCCCUCCUCGUUCUCGCCACCGGGGACAGCAAACUCAUCCUGAUGACCAGCAGCACCUUCGACGUCGUGUCCGAGGGCGCGCUCGAGCGCACAGACUUUGGCGACGACAGCCCCAUCAACGUCGGCUGGGGCUCGAAGCAAACGCAGUUCCACGGCUCGCUCGGCAAGGCCGCCGCCGCCGCGCCGGCCGCAGCGCCUGCCCUGGUGGGCAGCAGCCCGGACGACGACGCGCUCCCGCGCAUCAGCUGGCGCGGCGACGGUGCGUGCUUCGCCGUGUCGUCGCUCGCCCCGUCCGCGCCGACGACGACGGACGGCGAUCCGGGCGCGGGCGCGGGCACGCGAAGGCGCGUCCUCCGCGUGUACUCGCACGCGGGCGUGCUGCAGAGCACGUCCGAGCCCACCCCGGGCCUCGAACACGCGCUCGCGUGGCGGCCCGCGGGCAACUGGAUCGUCGGCACGCAGCGGUACGGCUUCCCCGGCGGCGGGCAGGGCCGCGAGGGCCGACACGACGUGGUCGUGUUCGAGCGGAACGGCCUGAGGAGAGGCGAGUUUGGGAUUUCGGCUGUUUCUGCGCCGCGGACGAAGAGCGAGGGCGGCGAGAGGAGGUGGGGUUACAAGGUGCGGGAGGUUGGGUGGAGUGCGGACUCGAAUGUUUUGUCUGUUUGGGUGGAGAAGGACGAAGGUGAUGUUGUGCAGCUCUGGACUACUGGAAAUUACCACUGGUACCUGAAGCAUGAGGUCGUUGCCUCCUCUUUGGAUGGCAGGCCAGGACGCUUCAGCUCAAUGUUGUGGCAUCCGGAAGACUCAUCCAGAAUCAUCUUGACGACAGCUUCAGAGAUCAUCCAGCGGAGUUAUCUUUGGGACACCUGCGCCUCCCGCAGUCGGCCACCGAACGACUCUGGCUCGGUAGCUGUUUUAGACGGAACGCAAAUUCUGCUCACGCCUUUCCGCACCCAGAACGUCCCGCCACCCAUGUCUUCCUUCCAACUCCCGCUUGCCGCAACCCCCACCGACGUGCCUAGCCUCCGGCCGCGCUUGCCUGUGCAUGUCUCGUUCUCACCGGACAAAGAUGUUCUGACCCAGCUUUGGGAGACUGGCCACGUUGAAGUCACGGAUCUGCGAACGCGCCUCAGCCCUGGCAGGGGCAAGAUCAUGGACCCAGUUCCCGUAUGGAAGGGGGCUAUUGGGGACGAGGCGCAUGCGUAUCGCCAAACCUUGGUGCUCAAGACUGCCGGCAGUGAUGACGGAACUGUCAGGGUCAUAUUGCUGGGAUCGGGCAAGAGCGUGGAUGCGAAGGACACCGUCGUUAUCGCCUCAGUCGGCAGCGGCAGCAUUACUGAGCGCGUACAGGUUGAAAUGCCGUACAGGAAUGGUAGGCUUGUACCGUCCUACGAGCAAAUAAUGUGGCAGUCUCCCGAGGGCGGAAUCUUAGCCGUGGAUGUCUCCGCGGAACUGUCUUCGCCCGCGUCCUCCUUCCCUGAGUUCUGUGCUUUCUCUGAGCACCUUGUCGUACCCACCUCUGAGUCGCCCACUUCGCUCUUCCUCGGCUUAUCGUCCUCCAGCAAGCUAUACGCUUCCAACGAGCUGGACGCACGCCACCUCCUCGCGUCCAACGCCACCUCGUUCACCGUUGCCUCUGGCUUCCUCGUGUACACCACUACUGCGCAUGUAUCGCACUAUGUGCCCUUAGCUACUCUCUCUGCCCUGCUCCAAAAACUUAACGCAGGCGAGAGCGUGAAGGAGGAAGACACAAGGUGGGAGACGCGCCGGGUCGAGAGAGGAUCGAGGAUCGUCACGGCUGUGCCGAGCACGAUGAGCCUUGUCCUACAGAUGCCGAGAGGAAACCUCGAGACGAUUAACCCUAGGCCGCUGGUUAUGGAGAUUGUCAAGCAGGACAUCGACAAUAUGGAUUAUGCGAAGGCGUUCGCGUCAUGCCGAAGACACCGCAUUGAUCUGAAUGUUCUGGUCAGCCAUAAACGCGACGAGUUCAUGCGGAAUAUUCCGGUUUUCGUGGACCAGGUGAAGGACGUCGACCAUAUCAACUUGUUCCUCACUAGUCUUGGCCAGGGCAUCCUGCCAGAUGACAUUGUCAACGAAGUAUGCGAUGGUGUUCGUAAAGAGCUGGAGAAGAAGAGCUUGAGCACCUACGUCAACUCCAUCCUUACCGCACAUGUCAUGAAAAGGCCCUCUGACCACGAGGCUGGCCUGGCAGAACUCCUGAAGCUGAGAGAGACCCAGCCGGACCUUGUCGAAGAUGCGGUCAAGUACAUCAUCUUCCUCGUCGACGCCAACAGCCUCUUCGACACCGCGCUGGGCAUGUACGACUUUUCGCUUGUGCUCAUGAUCGCACAGCACGCGCAGAAGGACCCGCGCGAGUACCUCCCCUUCCUGCGGGAGCUCCGUGCGCUGGACAAGUUCUACCAGCGGUUCCGGAUCGACGACUAUCUCAGGCGACACGCAACGGCUCUCCGGAACCUGAGUCUAGCGGGCGAGGAGCGCUUCGAGGAGGCGCUAGCGUAUGUGGACAGGCACCAGCUUUAUGAGGCCGCGCUGGACAUUUGGAGGGAUACCGAUAAGUAUCAGACUGCUUUGGGCAUAUAUGGUGACUGGUUGCACGAGCGGCGAGAGUUUGCGGAAGCUGCCUUUGUGUUUCGACAAGCUCAAAAACUCUCAAAAGCCAUGCUUUCGUAUGAGAAGGCGCUACUGUGGCAAGAGCUCUUUGACGUUGCGCUACAGCGGAACACCUCAGCCGAGGAUCUCAGUACAUUAGCAUAUCGAGUUGCUGAGGACCUGGGAUCGAAGAAGCGGUAUCAAGAAGCAGCUCGUGUGCUCCUGGAUUAUACCAAAGACGUACGAGAGGCCGUCAUCGCACUCGUGCAGGGUAAUCAGUUCUCCGAGGCGCGACGAGUGGCCACCCUUCAUUCGAAAUCAGAGCUCCUUGAAAAUGUCGUCUACCCAGGCGCGCUUGAGACUCGUGUGCAGAUCGCCGAGGACCUCAGUGAGAUGCGGGACCAGCUCCGCAAGCAGUUCAACAGGAUAAAAGAGCUGCGGGUAAAGAAGGUCGAGGAGCCAGAGGCUUUCUAUGGUACUCAGGACGACAAUGCGGACCUACACAAUGUAGAUGUCAUGACGGACGUCUCUAUGGCACCAACGGCGUUCACCCGGUACACUGUCGCCGCGUCGGCGAUAUCGAAGACAUCUUCGAAACGCUCUUCACGGUCGAAACGUAAGAUGGAGCGCAAGGUUGGCUCUGGUCGGAAGGGCACCGUGGACGAGGAGGAGUAUCUGCUGCGUUCAGUCUCGAAAUUGGUCGGCAGAUGGGAGAGUGUUAGAACCGACGCAACUCAUCUCCUCCCGCACCUCUUUCAAUUUCCGACAUCAGCACACCGUGAUGAGGGUUUCUCGCUGCAAAGAGAGUUGGCCGACUUUGAGACGGAGCUGCGGGCAUCCAUCGACGAGAUUUGGACGAAGACAUCGGCGACCCAGCUGCCAGGCGAGGGAGACGCAGCGUCUGUCCUCCGGGGUUCACCUGUGAUGGGCGGCCUCGAGGCUAUUCAAGAGGGCUGGGCGAAGCGGAUGCGCGGGUACGAGAUGAACGCACAUCUCGAUCCGCUCGACAAGGUCUUCAAACCGGAGAUAGGCAAGGUCGAGUGGAAGGAUAAGUUGGCACAGGUCUGAGUGAGGUGUUCUUCUGGCUUGGGCUGUGUACAUCGUGUCUAUUUUUUGUAGCCAUAAUUGUACGAAUUACAGACAAAGCGUAAAAAAUCGUUGU